This is a messenger RNA of Rhizopus microsporus ATCC 52813, 1350 nucleotides long. RefSeq names its product alpha/beta-hydrolase. Gene Ontology annotation, molecular function: triacylglycerol lipase activity. The transcript is spliced from 3 exons. Lineage: Eukaryota; Fungi; Mucoromycota; Mucoromycetes; Mucorales; Rhizopodaceae. The coding region runs from base 36 to 1205 and encodes 389 amino acids. The record is from RefSeq and is a predicted model, not a curated record.
AACCUUCCCAUGACCUUUGAGCAUUCCUAAGAGACAUGGUGCUGGUGACAUUGACACAGAUCAGUCAGCACAUUCGUAAUUCGAUACUGAAGAACAUCUCUUUUUCGUCAUUAAAACAAAAGACGACAUUCAAGAGAAAGAAGGAAAAGAGAGGAACGAUGGUACUGUAUCCAAGUCGAGUCAAAUCGAGAGAUAUCAUAGCUGCAUUUGCAGAGACCAGUGGCAUGUUUAAUAACAAUAUCAGUCUAAGCAUACCCGUAACACCUCACUAUAUUCCACCGCGUGCCCCUGUUGUGCUCUGCCAUGGACUGUAUGGAUUUGAUAAAAGGGGACCUGAAUCCUUUCCUUUCUUGCAGGUCCAAUACUGGGGAGGAAUCGAGGAUGCGUUGGCUAAAUUGGGUGCCAAGGUGAUCGUGACAAGGGUUCCUUCGACAGGAAGUAUUUGGCAGAGAGCUCAUACGUUGCAUUCUAUCUUGACGUCUAUCUCGGAUGGAAGUAAAGUGAAUUUUAUUGCACAUUCGAUGGGCGGAUUGGAUUGCCGGUACUUGAUUUCGCAUAUACCAAAUAAACAAUACAGUGUGCAGUCAUUAACGACAAUAUCAACGCCGCACCGUGGAUCUCCCGUCAUGGACUGGUUUCGUGAUCAUGUUGGUGUUGGCAUGGCUCUUGUAAACAUGACAGCUGCAGCAAGUGAUAAUCAUCAACGUGUAGACUGCAAUACAUUACAGAAGCAUGGCUUAACCCAGCAACAGUCAUCCUUCUUGAGUAAAUCUUUAUCAGAUAUCGCCAAACUUCCAAAACCUAUACUGGAUCCUUUACUGCAAAAGACCAUUCGUGUAUUAGAUACAGCCGCAUAUGCUAAUCUAACAACCGACUAUUGUAAACACCAUUUUAACCCAAGCACACCUAAUGAUCCUGGCGUUGCCUACUACUCAUACGGCGCUGUCGCUUCAUUUUCACCUUGGUCAAUGUUAAAUAUUCCAUCACAAUGGAUAAGCGAGAAAGAGGGCAGUAAUGAUGGUUUGGUCAGUGUUCAGAGUGCAAAGUGGGGAAAAUACGUCAAGACUGUAGAAGCAGAUCAUUGGGACUUGAGCGGACAAAGAUAUCGAUGGAAGUAUACACGACCUUUUGUAAAUAAGAGUAAAUUUGAUACACUUGAUUUCUACAUGGAAAUAGCCACGUAUUUAUACCAUCAAGGACACUAAAGUAGUUACACACUCUCCUCAAACUGAAAUAAAAAUUUGUAUCUCCUUUUGUAUCCUUUUUAUAUUGUGCACGAGCAAACAGGGCACUAGGGGAAUUAUUUUUCACCUUUCUUUUUAUUCCCUUUUUUCUUCUUCUUUUUUUUUU